Molecule: messenger RNA, 945 nt
Organism: Cladophialophora psammophila CBS 110553
Lineage: Eukaryota; Fungi; Ascomycota; Eurotiomycetes; Chaetothyriales; Herpotrichiellaceae
Exons: 1
Coding region: 1-945 (314 amino acids)
Source: RefSeq, a predicted model, not a curated record
AUGUCUGGCGAAACCGGAGCUAUAUCGGUGUCUAUAGGAGUCGCAAUGGUUAUCGCCGGAUUUUUUGCCAUAUCCUUUUACAACUUUAUCUACAUCAAUGUCAAAAUCUUCCUAACCUUCAAGCGGCAUCGGGGUCUCUACUUUUGGUCUCUAAUCGUGGCAUCUUGGGGCAUCCCUGUGCACGCAAUUGGAUUUCUGCUCAAAUUCUUUGAACUCGGAGCACCGAAAAUGAUGGCUCUAAUAUUCAUCAUUGGAGGAUGGUACUGUAUGGUUACGGGCCAGUCGAUGGUGCUGUACUCCCGCUUGCAUCUCGUGGAGCCGGAUGUGAAAAGGGUUCGAUGGAUUCUUAUUAUGAUUAUUAUUAACUGCUUCCUCUUACACGGUGUCAUGACAGUCAUCUUUUUCGGGGCCAAUUCCUCGAAUCCCGAGCCUUUCAUCAAGCCGUUCAAGAUAUACGAGAAGAUUCAGGUCACCGGAUUUGCGCUUCAGGAAUUCAUCAUCUCCGGAUUGUACAUCUACAAGGCUUGGGACAUGCUCAGGCCGGCCCUAGACGAUUGGAGUCAGAGGGCACGCCGGAUCAUGAUCCACCUCAUUAUUGUUAACGUUAUUAUCAUCAUUAUGGACAUCACAUUACUUGGAACAGAAUAUGCGAAUCAAUACGACAUUCAGACCACCUAUAAGGGCGCACUCUACAGUAUCAAGUUGGUCAUGGAAUUUAGUAUUCUUGAACAACUAUGUGCCUAUUUGAAAGGAAGAAGCAAUUCUGGAUUUGACCCAACUUCGAUCAGAUACCAGGGUGGCACCGUCGUCGCAAGAAGCAACUAUUCCACCGCCGUGUUCUCUCCCCAAAGAUUGGGCUCCAGCAACGACAAGCCUGACGAGGCUAUUGAGUUGGAAGAGCAGCAUAGAAGCAAUUUUCGAGGUCCCAGCCAUGAAGAUCGGUAG